This is a messenger RNA of Alternaria conjuncta, 951 nucleotides long. RefSeq lists its product as uncharacterized. The record is from RefSeq and is a predicted model, not a curated record. Lineage: Eukaryota; Fungi; Ascomycota; Dothideomycetes; Pleosporales; Pleosporaceae. Bases 1 to 951 code for a protein of 316 amino acids. The transcript is spliced from 2 exons. Gene Ontology annotation, molecular function: oxidoreductase activity, acting on NAD(P)H.
AUGAACGAAGUCGCGAUCCUCACAUCCCCAAACUCCCCUCUCACAUUAAGAAUCCUCCCCAUCCCCAGACCUUCCGCCUAUGAACUCCUAAUCAAAGUCUCGCUUGUCGGCAUCAAUGCUAUUGAAGCUAAGAUAGCCAAACGUAGCACCCCACCACCGCCUUCCUACCCUUUCAUCCCAGGCUCUUCCUACACGGGCACAAUCUCGGCUGUCGGUUCCCAAGUCACGAAGUAUCAAAUUGGCGACCGCGUUCUCAUUAGCAAGAGAUUCAGUACACAGGGAAACGCAUAUGGCGCGUAUCAACGCUACGUCCUCGUUACUGCGGAGGAGAAGAUGGUGGUUAGGCUACCGGAAGGCAUGAACAAUGAUGAACAAGCAGCGUUAGUAGCGUUGAUAAUGAACGCGAGUUGUGUCCCCGGUCUCUUCUCCGGGCGGCUGGGAUUGCGCAAGCCAGGUGAUGAGGUCCAAGAAGGCGAAGAAAGAGAAAAGAUAUUGAUAUACGGCGGAAGUUCCAGUUUCGGCCGUUUAGCAGUGCAGUACCUCAGAUGCGCAGGGUACGAUGUUGUCACCACGUCUUCACCACAGCACAUGGGUACUGUAUGUGAGCUCAGUGGAAGUGAGGGUAACGUCAUCGACCACACACUUCCACCCGACCAAAUCAUCGCAGAUAUCAGAGCGCGUGGACCAUACGAUGUCGUCGUGGACAUGGUAUCCACUCUCUCAACUAUCCCUAUAACAAGCCGCGUUCUGGAGGCGCAAGGUGGCGGAAAGCUCUUCGCCACACAACCUGCGUUCAGUCUUGAGAACUUACCAGAGGGUGUAGAGAGGGUGUUUGAACCGUGGUCAGACUCGUUGUACGAGGAGGGGAAUGAAGGACUGAUGGAGUGGGUUGUGGGGACGUAUUUACCGUUUGGCAUGGAGAAGGGGUGGAUGAGGCUUAAAGAGCGUUGA